Penicillium mononematosum is the source of this 423-nucleotide messenger RNA. RefSeq lists its product as uncharacterized. The record is from RefSeq and is a predicted model, not a curated record. Lineage: Eukaryota; Fungi; Ascomycota; Eurotiomycetes; Eurotiales; Aspergillaceae. The coding region runs from base 1 to 423 and encodes 140 amino acids. The transcript has 3 exons.
AUGAGUGAAUCAUCGGAGCUGUCAGCGGAGAAGCUCCGCAGGAUGCAAAUCCUUCAACUGGCGGACCUAGGAACCGCUCGGCGUGAAAAGAUUUCCACCGCCGAUUCCACUACUCAGGCUCGCGCGCAUCUUGCCGACAUCGAAUCCAAGCGGCUUGUCGAUCAGAGAGAUAAAGCUCAAUUGAGUGAAUGGGCAAAUUUGCAUGCUAAAAUUGGAGAUACUCAUGGAAUGGAAGAACUCGAUGACAUAAAUUCCGGCCAGUCCCACCGAGCUAAUUUGCACGCCAUGUUGCACCCCAAUGGAAGUCAGCCGCGAGCCUACGCCAAUCACCCUUACCCAGCUCCAUCUACAGGUCGCGGUGGUGGUGUCAUGGGAAGAGAGGACGGGGUGGUUUUGUUCCCCUCCUCCCAGUGGACCUGCUAA